GUCCUGCCGCCGUCUGCGCGGGCUGUCUGUCCCCUCGCGGCCUCUGGGCCCCGGGCCCGUGGCUCCGCGGGGCAGGCGGGGACCCCCGGGGCCCGCCUGCCGCCCGAGGGGACGAGGACGCCGCCCGCGGGGCGCCGAGGAGAGGCCGUGGGCUCCCGUACGGUGCGCCCCACUCCGGAAGCCAGGCCCGCGGCGGAAUGGGGCCGGGGCGGCGGCCGGGCCCGGGGGCCACUACCGGCCACGGCGCUCGUGGGCAGCACUGUGUGGCGCGUGGAGCACGCGGGGGCCCGGGAUUGGCGCUGGGAGCGUGCCGUCGGCGUGGACUGCAGCGCCCCAGAGCCGCGCUGCCUCUGGCUGCCCUACCUCAACCACGGCGACCGCCGCGCGAGUGGGUCGCGCCGGGUCAGGCUGCCAUUGGGCCCGAGAGAUGGGUGCUCUCCUGGGCGCCCCGUCCCCUGGCACGGGCCGAGGACACUGCUGCUGCACAAAAGUCUCCAGGAUGGCUUUGGCUUCACCUUGCGUCACUUCAUUGUGUACCCGCCUGAGUCCGCUGUGCACUGCAGCCUGAAGGAUGAAGAGAAUGGAGGAAGAGGAGGAGGACCCUCCCCUCGGCACCGCCUGGAGCCCAUGGAUACCAUCUUUGUCAAGAAUGUGAAGGAUGAGGGCCCUGCCCAUAGGGCGGGGCUGCGCACAGGAGACCGGCUGGUGAAGGUGAAUGGGGAGAGCGUCAUUGGGAAGACCUACUCCCAGGUCAUAGCUCUGAUCCAGAACAGCGAUGACACUCUGGAGCUCUCCAUCAUGCCCAAGGACGAGGACAUCCUCCAGCUGGCCUACUCCCAGGACGCCUACCUGAAGGGGAACGAGCCGUAUUCUGGAGAGGCCCGGAGCAUCCCAGAGCCUCCCCCAAUCUGCUACCCUCGCAAGACCUAUGCCCCGCCAGCCCGGGUCUCCACCUGGGCCACUAUGGUGCCUGAGCCCCUCUCAGCACUGCCCAGUGACCCUCGGAGUCCUGCUGCCUGGAGUGACCCAGGGCCCCGAGUCCCAUCCACUGUCCGCGCCCAUCCAGACAACCCUUCCUUGGGGAUGAGCCAGCCCCGCCCCAGCCCUGGUGCCUUCCCCCACCUCCCCUUGGAGCCCCGGACACCCCGUGCCUUCCCGGAGCCUGGCAGCCGGGUGCCCCCCAGCAGACUGGAGUGCCAGCAGGCCUUGUCGCACUGGCUGUCGAACCAGGUACCCCGCAGGGCGGGGGAGAGACGGUGCCCCGCCAUGCCCCCUCGGGCCCGCAGUGCCUCCCAAGACCGGUUGGAGGACGUGACUGCCCAUCGCCCGUGGCCCUGCUCCACCUCCCAGGGUGCCUUGAGCCAGCUGGGCCAGGAGGGCUGGCACCGAGCUCGCUCAGACGACUACCUGAGCCGGGCCACUCGCUCAGCUGAGGCACUGGAGCCAGGGGCACUGGUGUCACCCCGCUUUGAGCGCUGUGGCUGGGCUUCCCAGCGUCCAUCUGCCCGCAAUCCUGGCUGCCCAUCCAGAGACCUGCCCGGGCCCCAGGCCCCACCCCCGCCUGGUCUGCAAGGACUGGAUGACAUCGGGUACAUUGGGUACCGGAGCUAUAGCCCAUCAUUCCAGCGCCGGACUGGACUCCUGCAUGCACUCUCCUUCCGGGACUCACCCUUUGGGGGGCUGCCCACCUUCAACUUGGCCCAAUCUUCUACACCAUUCCUACCGGAGGCCUCUGAACCACCCAGAGUUUUCCGGCCAGAACCCAGCACCCGGGCACUGGAGCAUCCCAUUGAGGAUCGUCGAGAUGAGGUGGUCCUAAGGCAGAAGCCUCCAACGGGCCGCAAGAUCCAGCUGCCCCCUGCAAGACAGAUGAACCUUGGGUUUGGUGACGAGUCCCCAGAGCCAGAAACCAGUGGGCGAAGGGAACGCCUGGGAAGGAAGGUGGUCCCUUUGGCCACUACUGAAGACUCUCUGGCUUCCAUCCCCUUCAUUGAUGAGCCCACCAGCCCCAGCAUUGACCUGCAAGCCAAGCACGUCCCUGCCUCUGCCGUGGUCUCCAGCGCCAUGAACUCAGCCCCUGUCCUGGGCACUAGCCCCUCCUCCCCAACCUUCACCUUUGCCCUCGGCCGCCAUUACUCCCAGGACUGCAGCAGCAUCAAGGCCGGCCGCCGCUCCUCCUACCUGCUGGCCAUCACCACAGAACGCUCCAAGUCCUGCGAUGAUGGGCUCAACACCUUCCGGGAAGAAGGCAGGGCUCUGCGGCGCCUGCCAAACCGAGUACCCAGCUUGCGGAUGCUUCGAAGCUUCUUCACUGAUGGGUCCUUGGAUAGCUGGGGAACUUCCGAAGAUGCUGACGUUCCUUCUAAGCGACACUCAACCUCUGACCUCUCAGAUGCGACCUUCAGCGAUAUCAGGAGGGAAGGCUGGUUGUAUUAUAAGCAGGUCCUCACCAAGAAGGGGAAGAAAGCGGGCGGUGGCCUGCGCCAGUGGAAGCGCGUGUACGCUGCGCUGCGGGCGCGCUCCCUCUCGCUGAGCAAGGAGCGGCGGGAGCCCGGGCCAGCGGCGGCAGGGGCGGCGGCGGCCGUCGCAGGUGAGGACGAGGCGGCGCCCGUCUGCAUCGGCUCCUGCCUGGUGGACAUCUCCUACAGCGAGACCAAGAGGAGGCACGUGUUCCGGCUGACCACCGCUGACUUCUGUGAAUAUCUCUUUCAGGCUGAGGACCGGGAUGACAUGCUGGGCUGGAUCAGAGCGAUCCGCGAGAACAGCAGGGCCGAGGGCGAGGACCCCGGCUGUGCCAACCAAGCUCUGAUCAGCAAGAAGCUUAAUGAUUACCGAAAAGUGAGCCAUGGCUCUGGGCCUAAAGCUGAUUCCUCCCCAAAAGUCUCUCGUGGCCUGGGGGGCCUCAAGUCUGAGUUCCUCAAACAGAGUGCUGCACGUGGCCUCAGGACUCAGGACCAGCCUGCAGGAAGCAAAGAUGACAGUGUUGCUGCCUCCAAAAGCCCCUGGGGCAUCAACAUCAUCAAGAAGAACAAGAAAGCAGCCCCCAGAGCAUUUGGGGUCCGGCUGGAGGAGUGCCAGCCAGCCACAGAAAACCAGCGUGUCCCCCAGAUUGUGGCUGCAUGCUGUCGCAUUGUGGAGGCACGUGGGCUGGAGUCCACGGGCAUUUACCGAGUUCCGGGCAACAAUGCAGUGGUGUCCAGUCUGCAGGAGCAGCUCAACCGUGGGCCCAGUGACAUCAACCCGCAGGAUGAGCGCUGGCAAGACCUCAAUGUGAUCAGCAGCCUGCUCAAGUCUUUCUUCCGGAAGCUACCUGAGCCUCUUUUCACCGAUGAUAAAUACAACGACUUCAUCGAGGCCAAUCGUAUUGAAGACUCAAGGGAGCGGAUGAAGACACUGCGGAAGCUGAUUCGGGACCUUCCAGGACACUACUAUGAAACACUCAAAUUCCUCGUGAGCCAUCUGAAGACCAUUGCUGACCACUCAGAGAAAAACAAGAUGGAGCCCCGGAACCUGGCCCUGGUGUUCGGGCCAACGCUGGUGAGGACGUCCGAGGACAACAUGGCAGACAUGGUGACCCACAUGCCCGACCGUUAUAAGAUUGUGGAGACUCUGAUCCAGCACUCAGACUGGUUCUUCAGUGACGGUGAGGACAAGGGAGAGAGAACCCCUGUGGAUGACAAGGAGCCUCAGUCAGUGCCCAACAUCGAGUACCUCCUGCCCAACAUUGGCAGGACAGUGCCCUCUGGUGACCCAGGUUCAGAUUCCACCACCUGUACUUCAGCCAAGUCCAAGGGUUCGUGGGCCCCCAAGAAGGAGCCGUACGCCCGGGAGAUGCUGGCGAUCUCCUUCAUCUCGGCUGUCAACCGCAAGCGGAAGAAGCGGCGGGAGGCGCGGGGGCUGGGCAGCAGCACGGACGACGACUCGGAGCAGGAGGCGCACAAGCCCGGGGUGGGGGCGCCGGGGACCCAGGACCAGCCCGAGGAGCGGCUGCCGGGCGCUGCCGCCCCCGAGGCCCCCGGGCGCCUCAGCCCCCCGGCGGCGCCGGAGGAGCGGCCGGCCGCCGACACGCGCUCCAUCGUGUCGGGCUACUCCACGCUGUCCACCAUGGACCGCAGUGUGUGCUCGGGCGCCGGGGGGCGGCGGGCCGGCGCAGGGGACGAGGCGGACGACGAGCGCAGCGAGCUGAGCCACGUGGAGACGGACACGGAGGGUGGCGCGGCGCCUGGGGGGCACCUGGCGCGGCGGCCCUCCUUCAGCUCGCACCACCUCAUGCCCUGCGACACCCUGGCUCGGCGCCGCCUGGCCCGAAGCCGCCCGGACGGCGAGGGCGCGGGCGCGGGGCGGGGCGGCCCCCGCGUCGCAGAACCUGCCGGCUCAGCCUCGUCCAGCAGCCAGGAGUCGCUGCGACCCCCGGCGGCGGCGGUGGCGGCGGCGCUGGGCGCGCGGCCCUCGCGCCUUGAGGCUUUGCGGCUGCGCCUCCGUGGCACUGCCGACGACAUGCUGGCUGUGCGGCUGCGGCGACCGCUGUCGCCCGAGACGCGGCGGCGCCGGAGCAGCUGGCGCCGCCACACCGUGGUGGUGCAGAGCCCGCUGACCGACCUCAACUUCAACGAGUGGAAGGAACUGAGCGGAGGGGGCUCCCCAGAGCCCGCGGUCCCUCGGGCCCACAGUGACAACAAGGACUCGGGCCUCAGCAGCCUGGAGUCCACCAAGGCGCGGGCCCCGUCGUCAGCGGCCUCGUUGCCGCCCGCGCCCGGGGACCCGGGGGCACUGCAGAGCCAGCCUCCGCGCCGCUCGGCCGCCUCCCGCUUCCAUCAGUGUCUGUAACCAGCUCCCUCCCCUCCCUGCGCAGCCCCCACUCCGCACCCCUUGGGAAACAGGCGUGUCCUCUGGCUGACACCUCCUCUUCUGUGGCGCCUGGGUGAGACUGUGUCUCCAAUUUGUGUGCUGGAAUUGACAGGCGGUGGGCAGUGAAUGGCAGGAAGGGACUCCAGGGGUAAGGAGAGGGGAUAAUCUGCUGGGGGGUUGUGUCCCCUGGAUAAAUGAUGGUGUGCCCUUCUGGGCCUUUCUGUGUCUGCACUUAGGGACCCUGCUCAGUCAUGGGGUGUAGAUAGGGAACUCCCAAGUCUCAGACUAAAGACAAAAGGAAAGAUACUGGGUGAUGCUGGGUCUUCCUUCUUUGCUCUGCCCACACCCAUUAGCUCCUAGCUCCUAGCUGGGGGCCGGGGCUGGGGGGUAUGUUGUGUAUGUAUGUCUGGGGAGAGGUGUAGGGCAGCGGUGUCCAUGGGAGAGGGGUUGUGUAAACAAGGGUGUGUAGUCACUGUCCAGAGGUGUUUCCAAUAGCAACAUCUGCCACCCCUGCUGCCUUGUCUCCCCACUCCCACCCCCAUCAAGGCUCCCUGUUUUUGGUGCACACAGGGAUCCUUCCCCCCUGCUGCUUGUCAGAGCCAGAGAAAGGGGUUGGGGCCACUCCACAGGGGCAAGACAGACACUCACCAGGCUCACUCCCCCACCAAACUUUUGCCAGCCUCUAAAUCACCCCCCAAGUGCUUUGACCAUGGCGGAGCUACCCAUUCUCCAGAUAGUUUGGGGAAGAUCCAGGGUUCCCCCCACUACACCUCCCUUGCCCCUCUCUUUGUUCUUCCAGCUGUGCCUGCUUCUUCCACAACUCGGGCACACAGACCCCACCUUCUGCCCUUUAGAAGCGGUGGUAGAAACACACACUGAUGUAUGAGGUCUGAGCUCUGUCUCUUCCUUCAGGAUGGGCGGGACCCAGCCCCCUUUCCUCCCAACAUUGUAAAUAGACCUCCCAUCACCAGGCCUCCCACAGGAGCCCUCACUCAUUCCAGGGAAGCCCAACCCCACAUGGGGCUGUGAACCCUACUGCCGUGUCUAGCUGUCCUCUUGGUUUAUGCAAAGAUUUGCUGUAGAUUUCUCUCUCCCUCCCCCUUCCUUUUAUUGUAAAUAUUGUCUCUAAAUGUGUAACAUAUUAUAAAGAAUUUAUAAGGAUUUUUAAAGAUGUUUUGCUCAUUUAAAGAAGUGUUGUAACUGUUGGGUAAGCCUCCGGCCCCACGGUCCGCAUGUCUCCUUUCACUGUGUCCUUGACACACCUCUCUAGGCGACAACUAAGAUUUCCUGCUUCUGAAAAGUCCUGUCUUAAAGUAUAGUCUAUAUCUUGGAAAUAAAUGGCCUUCCUCAAGGCAUGAAUCAGCUGUGUCACUUGUUCUGGAGGGAGGAGAGGGCCAGAGCGGGGCUGAGGUGGGGGAAGAAUGAGGUGCCUGGCCCACAGAAGGAGCACG
This is a messenger RNA of Rhinolophus ferrumequinum (greater horseshoe bat), 6299 nucleotides long. It is a transcript of the gene ARHGAP23, whose product is annotated as Rho GTPase activating protein 23. The record is from RefSeq and is a predicted model, not a curated record. Gene Ontology annotation, biological process: signal transduction. Bases 628 to 4827 code for a protein of 1399 amino acids. Lineage: Eukaryota; Metazoa; Chordata; Mammalia; Chiroptera; Rhinolophidae. Gene Ontology annotation, molecular function: protein binding. The transcript is spliced from 24 exons.